Molecule: messenger RNA, 904 nt
Organism: Drosophila miranda
Lineage: Eukaryota; Metazoa; Arthropoda; Insecta; Diptera; Drosophilidae
Product: integumentary mucin C.1-like
Exons: 3
Coding region: 378-818 (146 amino acids)
Source: RefSeq, a predicted model, not a curated record
AUUAAGCUAAUCGGUAUUUACCGAUGAAAUUUUUAAUUAUUGACCGGAACGCCAAAACAUUUGAAUCACGGCUACCUUGCCGCAUCACAAUCCCUCUAGGAUACGGACCGGACGAUGGCAAGAUUGUCGAGUAGAUCCUCUGGACCAGAAGAAGCUUGGCGGUGAGUAUGAUGUUGGUGGACCAUGUCUUAUCGGACCUUAUCAGGGACAAAGUUUAAUAUCAUGUGCUUGCCCCGACCCUGUCACGGAAUCCGAUUCAGCAGGGCCUGAAUAAAAGAACGCUGAAACAGGGAACUCGUAACAGCUUCGAAGCGAAGCGAACCAGGAAGUAACCAUCUGCAGUUAUUGGUCCUUUUACGAGGUGCCUGAAAUUUGAAAUGAAUUUUCCAAGCCUUCUUCUGCUGGCCCUUGUGGCAGGAAUCGCAGACUCGCACAGGAUUGCUCAGCCGCCUGCAGCACCCGAAGAGUCAUACAGCACCACCACCCUCCAGCCACCACCUCCGACAUCCACAACCUGCACUACAACAAAUGCUCCCGCUAUUGCAACAUCAACAACCUGUUUUACAACAACCCGUACCACACCAACAACAGCCUGUAACACAACACCCUGUACUACAAGAACAACAACCUGCGGCACAACACCCUAUACCACAACAACAACAUCCUUUCCUACAACAACAACCUGCGGCACAACACCCUAUACCACAACAACAACACCCUGUACUACAACAACCUGCGGCACAACACCCUAUACCACUACAACAACACCCUGUACUACAACAACAACCUGCGGCACAACACCCUAUACCCUAGGAUAGGUGUAACAUGUAUAUCACCCUGUAUCCUAACCAACAGUCAUGCACUCAAUAUACAGCAAUCUAAUAAAGCUUAUUUCAAAAUUCCA